AUGUCUGAAAACAUGAAUUUACAAAAUAUCAAAAUUGUUAAUAAAACAACAGAAAGAUAUUACUAUCCUGUUGUAUUUUAUUUUUGUGGAUCUUCUGAAAGUGGAAAAUCUAAAUUCGUUACUGAAUUAUUUAGUAAUAAAUUAUACUACAAACUAAAAAAAGCAAAAUUAGAACCUGACUACUGGACUGGUUACAAUGGACAAGAAUUUGUAUUAUUUGAUGAAUAUAAUACAAAAAUUUAUUGGAU
This is a messenger RNA of Cetraspora pellucida, 248 nucleotides long. The record is from the annotation of a GenBank genome assembly. NCBI's taxonomy places the organism in Eukaryota, Fungi, Glomeromycota, Glomeromycetes, Diversisporales, Gigasporaceae.